CAAUUUACAUAUUUAAUGAGCAAAGUUUUUGUCUAAUUGUGGUUGCAGUAUUUUAAAGUCUAUAUUGAACGUGUAGAAUGCAUUCAGUGAAUAUGUAAAUGCAAUGAUAUACAGUAUGUGCUUGGGGAACAGCAUUACUUGAAACAUUUUAUUUUAGGGUCUUUUAACUAGUUGUUUAUUAGCAUGCAUAUUACUAGAAUAAUGGCUGUUUAUUAGUACUUCUAAAGCACAUAUUAGUGCCUUAUUCUGGAUGACCUUAUUCUACAUUCUUAAUCCUACCCAAUACCUAAACAUAACAACUACCUUACUUACUAUUGAUAAGCAGUAAAUUAGGAGUUUAUUGAAUGAAAAGUCACUGUUAAUAGUUUGUGUUCUCUAUACUAAAGUGUUACCGCAUUACUUGUAGUGUUUAUAGAAGUGUGAGUCUGUGAUGCCACUAUUUGCCACAUGUGUUUGAAACGAUGUACAGUGUGUUUUGUGUUUGUUACGUGAGUGUGGUUAAAUCUGGAUUUCACAUGCUUAACUACCAGCUACUGCACACUGUUUUAAGUAGAGAUGUACAGUCCUACCGCUGUAUCAUUUUUAUUUGUCUAGGUAUAUUAAGUUAUUUAAAAAUGCAGUUCACACAAAAAUGACUUGAAUAAUCUUUUUCUGUGAACAUGUUUUCAGUUGUUUCUGAAUUAAGAGUCAAUUUAGAUAUUUUUAGUGGGGCUUAAGUUAAUAGUUUCUAUUUGGCGUAACGUCUGGUGUAAUAUUAUAUCUAAAAAAUAUGUUUUUUUUCUUUUUUCAAAUUUAGCAUGGGAACUGUGUGCCAGGGUCAGUACAUUUUAAAAACAAAAACAUACAUACUUUUAGCUUUUUAUAAAAAAGUAUGCGUUGUUCAGGUCAAUUGGUGUAACCCUAAGAAAACCUCUAGAGAAUAUUUGGUUAAAAAAAUUACACCAAAACAUUUGGGUAACACUUUAGUUUGGGGUCCAGUUCUCACUAUUACCUAGUUGCUUAUUAGCAUACAUAUUACUAUUGGAUGUUUAUUAGCACAUAUUAAUGCCUUAUUCCGCACGACCAUAUUUUACAUCCCUUAAUCUUACCCAAUACCUAAACUUAACAACUACCUUGCUAACUAUUGAUAAGCAGUAAUUAUGAGUUUAUUGAGGCAAAAGUCAUAGUUAAUAUUUAGUUAAAAGUGAGGACUGGAUCCUAAUCUAAAGUGUGACCAACAUUUGUAUAAGGUCUUAAGGUGCAAGGGAGGUGUUUUACAAUUUUUUUACUUGAUGGGUGAAUUUUUCAAUGUCAUCAAAUUUUGUGACAUCCUUGUGUAUGGAGCUUAGCAAAGAUACAGCAGUCUGACUCUCACUACUACAAUAGCAUUGUGUAUGUUUAUGAGACUGUACCUCCUCUGCAGUGAAGUGGUGUUUAACAUUUUUUCAUGUCAGUUUCAAUAGCCUUUAAACAUAAAACAGACCUCAAAUUCCUUGGGAUUCAGUUUUCUUUUGUUGACUUUAACCCAUCAGGUACAUGAAUAUAACCACUGAUUAGACCACCAGACAACAUUACACACAGAAUGAUGGUUUCUUGCUUUCAGGAAACUCCCUGUAGCGAAUAAUACAUACUUAAUACUAAAUAAGUCUGAGGAGUGAAAAGAGCACUUGUUUGAAAUCUUUUGGCUUCUUUUGAUGCUAAGACUGUCUGAGGUUUUCUGGUUGUUUUGGAAUAAGGAGGUCAUCCUAAAGGGAUGCUCUGUGUGUGACGGCAGAUAUCGUGUUUCCCUUUUUGUUUUAGUUGUUUGACACAGUAUAGCUUAAAUGGAUCAUUCAGAAGGGCUGACGACUGUUGCUGUUUUGUUUUUGCACUUUUCUUUCAGUUCUCUAAAUGCACAGAGGUCGGUCUGGGGUUUGGUGUGUUGCUCAAGAGCAGAGAUGUCCUCUGUAACUUUCCAUUGUAUGUGGACGCUUAGCUACUCGAAUCGUAGAGCUGUUUAUCUUCACUCACAUUAUUAUGCGCUCACAAUUAUGCACUUUCAAAUGCGUGUCGGCACACCCAAACAAGCAACUGAUUUAAAUGCUCUCCAGAUGUAAAUGAAACUGGAUCAACAACAGUUUAUCACACAUAUAUGCAUAUCGUCAUCGUCACAAGAAUAAUCUGAUUGUGUUCCUUUGAUGGGAACACCAGGAACAUUACUGUUUGAACUGUUACACAAACACUUUGAAAUUAUUUAAAAGGAGCAUCUGGGAACCAUCAGCAUGUUUUUAAAUACAAGUAUUUAUGUCGAAGUUCUCAUAAGGGACCAUGAGCCAGGUUUCAAGGAUCAGGAGACAAAUAUGGUCAGGGCUCAAGAAGUACAUGAAGUGGAAAUCAGACAAGAAUUCUGAAAGGAAAUAAGAGCAUGGACUGGGAAAGACUUUUUAAGGAAUAAGCUAUUGUUUGCUCUGGAUGGCUAAGAAAAUCUCUUCAAAGUCAAGUGAAGCAGUUUCGCAAAAAUGUUUACUUGAUUGUUCUAGUACUCAUGAGCGGUCUUGCAACAAUAUUUAUGGACCUCUGAUGUUUUUGUCUGGGUCUUGUCAUGCACUCAGGGUGACCAUACGUGGGCCACCAUGCUGGGGCAGAGCGUGAGGCUGCAGCCGGUUUCCAUCCAAAGCCUCUCGGAGCUGGAGAGAGCACGUCUGCAGGAGGUGGCCCUUUACCACUUGGAAAGAAGAGACUUGGACUUUAAGAUCAGCAUCCCUAGAGAGAUUCAUAAGAGGAGGAAAUCACUACGGCGAAAGUUUGACUCCUUCUCAAAAGAAAAGAAAGAGCGAGAGUCUGCAGCCAAAGCAUUCGGCAUCCCUCUCUCCCAGGUAAUAGCAAAUGAUCGUGCAUACAAGCAGCGUCAGGAUGCUCUAAAAGAGAGCCGACGGGACUGUCUGGACCUGGAGGCCAGUGUUCUUCACUUCCGGGCUGAGAAAUGGCAGCACAAUGGAAACCGGCCAAUGGGCAAUACAGCUUUAUUACCUGGUGCUGCCUCAACACCAGCAAUGGAGGUCCACAGCAAACCUCCCUCAUCAGCGUUCAUGGACAACACCUCACGCACACACAGACGGGGAGGGAUGUCUGUAGACUCCAUCUCUGAUCUGGUUGAGAGUCAGUCCAGACUACUGGAAGCUCUGCAGCUCUCCCACCCUAAUGAGCUGGAGAUGAAAAAGGCCGCUGGUCGUACACAGGCCAAACUCAGUCUCAACCCCAUCUACAGACAAGUUCCUCGAGUGGUAGAGCGCUGCUGUAACCACAUUCAGACCUACGGAUUACAAACUUUAGGGAUUUUCCGUGUAGGCAGCUCCAAAAAAAGAGUUCGUCAACUGCGCGAGGACUUUGACAUUGGGAUAGAUGUGGUGUUAGACGAGGAACACAGCGUUCAUGACGUGGCUGCAUUACUAAAGGAGUUUCUGAGGGAUAUGCCUGAUCCCCUGUUACCACGAGAACUCUACCGGGCGUUCCUGCACGCUAACCAGUUGAGAGGGGCAGAUCAGUUGACAUACCUGCAGCAGUUGUUGUACUUGUUGCCACCCUGUAAUUGUGACACUCUGCUGAGGCUCUUGACGCUACUUCAUACAGUUCAGGAGAACGCAAAAAGCUCCACUGGACCCAACCAGCAGGAGAUCUCAGGUAACAAGAUGACGGCAGCAAACCUGGCGGUGAUCUUUGGGCCCAAUCUCCUGCAGAAAGAGAGAGGAUCAGAGAGAGAGCUCAGCCCUCAAGCUCUGGGCAUAGAAGACAGCACUGCCAUCAUCUCUGUCACCCUAAUGCUCAUCCAGAACCACCAACACCUCUUCAUGGUGUCUGCUGAGCUGCAGCAGGAGGUGCUCAUGAGCCUCAUUCAGACGGACCCUGAUGUCAUUGACUAUCUGCUGCGCAGGAAACUCAGCAGUAGUAGCAGCCUGACGCUGGAGACGGACUCUGGUGGACGGAGGGACACACAGGCAUCUCUGGACUCUGUGGGUCAGUCCAGUGAUGACCUUUCAUCCCUGGAGCCGCUGUGUCCUCUUUAUCCAGAGACAUCUGCGAUUGGAAAUCUGAGCAGUGAGGUCUUCUUCAAUGUUCUUCAUCUUAACACUAACAGGAAACGCUCCUCUGAGGUUCCACCCAAGUCCAUUAGUAAAAUGAGGCAGUUUCAUUCCCACCACAACCUUCUGAGUCUGGCCCAGUCUUCCUCUAAUGCCCAGAGUGACGAACAAGAGCUCCAGGAACAGAGGCAGUGCGGUUCAAGACAGACCUGCUCAGAGGAGCGACUUCAUUUCAGUCUGGGGCGGCAGGACAGUGGCUCGCAACCACAGAGUCCUAGAGAGAGGGGCAUCUGGGUACGACAGAGCUCCAACGCCUCAUCCACGACGUCAGACGACAGCAAGCCGCCAAGCAACUUCUGGGACUUUUUCACUGGCAAGAUACCUGUUGUCAGAAGAAGCCCUUCCCUGCAAAACUUCCUCAACGACCAUUCACAGUCUGAGAAAAAUUAGGUGGAAUUGAAGACUUUCUUUGAAGAAUGGGAUAUUUUUGCUAACUUUUGAGCAUUUGGAGAACAUGCUCUGAACUCAUGGCAUCACUGAACCACAAGGGGGUGAUAUUUACUGGUGUCAACAUUACAUUGACAUUAAAGCUGCAUCUGAAUAGAUCCUGUCCAAAUAUCUGAAAUGACCUAUAUUAAUGCUGGACUCACUCUGCUGGUUUGGAUAAAAAUGAGGAUUUCCUCCAAUAAGGAUUGAAACUGUUCAGAGUGAGCAUUGCCAUUUCUAUACAAACUCUAAUCUCACUGUAAUCCCAAAUCAACCUACCGAUCUUAAAAAUAAAAAAAAUCAUUUUUUUUAAUCAUGAUUUUAUAACAUUUUUAAUUCUUUUCAAAUUAUGUAUUGUCAAGGUGCAUUCAGUAGUUCUUUAGCCAAUGUAGAAUUACUGUUCUUUGUGUAAUUAAGUAUUGGUGUUACGUGCUAUGGAGGCCACAAAAUAAUAAUAAAAACGACCUUUAUCUGACAUUUCUGAUUUCUUUUUCUCGCAAUUGCAAGUUUAUGUCUCACAAUUAUGACUUUUUCCUCAGAAUUGCUAGUUAAUG
Megalobrama amblycephala (Wuchang bream) is the source of this 5077-nucleotide messenger RNA. It is a transcript of the gene arhgap36, whose product is annotated as Rho GTPase activating protein 36. NCBI's taxonomy places the organism in Eukaryota, Metazoa, Chordata, Actinopteri, Cypriniformes, Xenocyprididae. The transcript is spliced from 13 exons. The coding region runs from base 2592 to 4487 and encodes 631 amino acids. The record is from RefSeq and is a predicted model, not a curated record. Gene Ontology annotation, biological process: signal transduction.